Messenger RNA from Triticum dicoccoides, 1173 nucleotides. RefSeq lists its product as uncharacterized. Gene Ontology annotation, molecular function: protein binding. The record is from RefSeq and is a predicted model, not a curated record. The transcript has 2 exons. Lineage: Eukaryota; Viridiplantae; Streptophyta; Magnoliopsida; Poales; Poaceae. Bases 1 to 1173 code for a protein of 390 amino acids.
AUGGCCUCGCCGCUGGCGGCAGGCCCUCAGAAGAUCCCACAGUCGGCACCGUUCGUCGCCGAUCUCCCGGAUGUGCUGCUCGAGGAAAUAUUCCUCCGCCUCCCCGCCGCCGCCGACCUCGCCCGCGCCUCCACCGCUUGCGCCUCCUUCUGCAGCGUCAUCACCGGCUACGCCUUCCUCCGGCGGUACUGCAUGGUCCACCCGCCACCUCUCGUCGGCAUGCCCCACGAUCCCUUCAUCUCAACGCAGCUGCCGCACCCCUCCGCCGUCCCAGCCCGCGCCUUCGCCGGCUUCAACUUCUCCUGCUCCUCCUUCCUCCCCUCCGCCGCCGGCCGUUCCUGGAGUGAAAUUGACAUCCUUGAUGGACAGGCCCUCCUUGCUGGUGCCCAGGACCUUGCCGUGUGCGACCCCGUGCACCGCCGCUACAUCUUGUUGCCUGCCGUCCCCGGCCACCUGAAAGUGCUGGUCCGAAGACCGGAACUCCUUGAUCUGGAUACUUUCCUUGCUCCCGGUGAGGAUAAGGAGAACCCUUUAUCAUUCAAAGUGGUGUGCUUGGCACAAUGCAGAAUAAAUCUAUUGAUGCUGGUCUUCUCCUGUUUGGAUGGACAAUGGCACAUUCUUACUUAUGAUCAAUGUAGUGCUCAAGCUGCUAUUGGCUCAUUUGAGAACUCUGAGCCUUGGUUGUCCUAUCGCCAGUAUGUCCACAGAUGCUUCUGUUGGCGUUUGCAUUUCAUGAACAAGUUGCUUCUCCUUGACACGCACACCAUGGAGUUCUCUAUUGUCAACCUCCCACCUGAACAACCACGGAACCGCAAUUAUGUCAUUGUCGAGGCAGCGGACGAAAUGCUCGCGAUGCUCACUAAACGCUAUGAUGAGUACAAAGAAGAUGAUCGAUGUUGGCUAACGUAUUCCAUUCUGAGAAAUAACCAAUGGUACUCGGAGAAGGUCAUCUCGUUGCCGGUAAAGCGUGCCACUCUGGUUGGUGUAGCUGGGGGAUACCUGCUCAUAGAAGCGUUGUACACCCCACCUACACAACACAUGUUUAAAUUUGGAUUCUUGUCCGUGGACGUCAAGACAAUGCAGGUUGAGUUGUUCACUGAGCUUAGCAAACCCAACAUGUAUGGUCAACUAUAUGCUGGUUUGCCGCCAUCCUUGCGUGCACCAACUAUUUGA